Messenger RNA from Echinostoma caproni, 255 nucleotides. Lineage: Eukaryota; Metazoa; Platyhelminthes; Trematoda; Plagiorchiida; Echinostomatidae. The record is from the annotation of a GenBank genome assembly.
AUGGUACACCACAUUGAGUAUAUUUUGAUCCACCUGACUACUCGCCGGAACACUCGUCUCUCGGGCAAAUUCAAAGUCGCGCUCUUGGAACGACUUGAGACAAUGCAGACGCUGUUGGACUCAACCGCUUCAAACAUGGCCGCAUUUUCCGUGAUGACUCAGAAGUCGACGCGCAGUGGUUUACGAUGUAAACGUCCAUCAGAGAAACGGCGCGGUGGCAGUGAUGUGGUAUUCUUCGCCACAACAGAGAAUUGA